CGCCUACGACGCCUACGACGCCCACGAUAUUCACGUCAUCCACGACAUCUGAUGUUGAACAACCAUCACCAAAAAAAUUUCCUGUUGAUCUAUUUGCUUUACAAGCUGAUAUGGAAAAAGAACCUGAUGGUGUUACAAGAUCACGUCAGAUGAGAAAGUUUAUUAUCAGUGAGAUUUAUUCUACCGAACAAAGUUAUUUAAGUCACAUGAAGACUCUCAAAAAGACCUUUAUGGAUCCUUGUAUUAACGCAUCAACCUCACCUCCACUUGUAAAUAAAGAUGAUAUAAGAAUCAUUUUUGCUCAUUUGGAUGAUUUGAUAAAACUUUCUGAUAAGUUUGUGGAAACUAUUGAAACUUCAAUGGAUCCUUAUGAAGUUUAUGAUUCUAAAUUGGGCCAAGUGUUUCUUGAUUUUGCGGAAGGAUUUGAAGUUUACAAAAAAUAUGCUGAAAACAUUCAAAGAAGUCGUCAAUUACUUACCAAAAAAGUUAACCAAAGUGUAUUUUAUCGUAGAUUGCGCAACGAAAAAAGGAAAAUAUUAGACUUGGCCUUAGUGAUUAUUUGAUAAUGCCUAUACAACGUGUUGCCAGAUAUUCUCUGUUACUUAAAGAUUUGAAAAAAUACACGAUAGAAACGCAUUUUGAUUAUAAUGAUUUGUGUAAAGCUUUGGAUUACAUGGUGUCUCUAGCUAAAGAAUGUAACAACAACAUUCAAGAUAUAUAAAUCAAUAUUACCAUUUUUGAGGUAAAAGUUAUAUUAUUAACAAUUUUGUUAAAAAAAAAAGAGAGAAUCGCGAAAUUGUCGAUCUCUCUACAAAAUUCCAUUUUUCUUUUAAAAAUUUUAUUUUUUUUUU
This is a messenger RNA of Rhizophagus irregularis DAOM 181602=DAOM 197198, 851 nucleotides long. NCBI's taxonomy places the organism in Eukaryota, Fungi, Glomeromycota, Glomeromycetes, Glomerales, Glomeraceae. The record is from RefSeq and is a predicted model, not a curated record.